Messenger RNA from Zychaea mexicana, 345 nucleotides. RefSeq lists its product as uncharacterized. Bases 71 to 229 code for a protein of 52 amino acids. The transcript is spliced from 2 exons. Lineage: Eukaryota; Fungi; Mucoromycota; Mucoromycetes; Mucorales; Lichtheimiaceae. The record is from RefSeq and is a predicted model, not a curated record.
ACAACGACAACGACAACGACAACGACAACGACAACGACAGCAACGAUCAACUGAUCUACAGACCGCUGUGAUGGGUAUAAGGAAGCAUGCUAGUAGUGUGGAGGGAUCUGAAGCGCAAGCUACCCCACCUAAGAAACAGCGUGGACGAACCGCGAGAGAAACUAUUCCCGAGCAGAACAGCUCAGCAACAAAGAGACGCCCUGGACGUCCUGAAAAGCGCGUGUUUUAGGGUCAUAUAAUUGAAAGUAUAUGUUUAGUAGCAGUAUUUGGUUAUGAUGUUGUAAUCUGCGUUUGCGUUUUGAUAAACACUUAUUCAAUAAAAUUGGCUCGUAUGGUGGAUCAUUA